GCGCAAACGGGUUUCAAAACUUCCUGCCUGGUCGGUCACAGGUGGCCAGACUCGGCCCCCGAGGAAUGUCUCUGUCAGCAUCCCAGCGCGCACUCACGCCCUUAGGGAGGUUUUCGUUCGAAAUCCCACGCGAAUGUAACUCGUCCCCUCUUUUCUGUUAGUCGUUGGGGGUCUGGAGUCAGAUAGCCGGAGUGGGAGUGGGCGAGCCCAGCACGGUUUUAAAACAAAACGUCUUGGGUUUUGGCUGUGUAGAAUGGUUAACUCUGCGAGCAGCGUAGAAGGAUAGAUCUUCUGAGGGACGAAAGGAGUAUUUUUCUUUUUUUUUUCUUGAAGACCUUGAGAGGCUGUGAAUGUGGACCGAGGUAAACUGGGCUGAAGAUGGGAAGUAUUAGAAAUGGAAGAGGUCAACGGAAACAGUACCCCAUGCUUGAGAGAUGAGCCCAGAAGGAGCUGUAGGCACAUGGAACACCUGCACAAACACUGGAUUUUUGUCCUGCAACAUCUCAAAGAGUCAACAUAGGAAGACCGAUGGGGCCCGACAAAAUAGUAGUGGCAAGUGAGCAAUAAAGCUUCCUUCGUCUGUAAGAAAGCAAAAAUGGAAUGCCUUAGGAUUAAAGCUGGCAGUGACGGAGAAAGAUCUAGUACAGAGGAAAGUGCUUGGAAAAGAGAAAAUAUUUGGGGGUUGGUGCUAUGAAGAUGGAGGCUGUGUCGUAUCUGCCAUUAUUGAAGUUGCAGCUUCCUGUACCAAAUGAAGUGUCAUCUGGAAGUGUGGCAGCUUGCUCAAAGCACAGCUGGCCCAGCUGAGAUUAGAGCACUUUAGUCUGUGGUAAUCUAAUAAGCAUAGCACCAGGAACUCCGAACACUCAGGAGACUAAGAACAGAAGGGAAAGGUUUCAGAGGGAGGUUGCUAAAGUGGUAUUAAGAAAAGACAAAAGCUUUAGUGUGUCCCACUGUAGCGAGAACAUUAGUAAAUGGCUAAGUCGUGUUGGGGUUAGGAGGCCAACGGUCCAGAGACUGCAGAGGCACAGUCACUAGGCCGAUGAAGAGGCUGAAGAACAGAUUCUGCGGAAAGAAGCAGGCUGUGAGCUGAGGGAAGGCAGAGGACAGAUAUGAACGUGUUCCGAAGGUUUCCUGGUGGUUUAUGGCAUCCUCCAAAGUCCUGUCUGAGAGCUGCUCCUGACCAAGAAGACCUACAGAGACUGUCUCUGAGAUCAAGUCCUGAUGAAGAACUAAGAGGAACAGAGUGACUAUGGUCUUUGCUCACAGAAUGGAUAACGACCAACCACCUGUGCUUGCUGCCACCCUGCUGGUGCCCCUUCAGAACCACAGCUUCGUGGAAGCAGCUGAGGCCCUGCUGCCCCAUGGCCUGAUGGGAUUCCCUGAGGAGCAUGGCUGGAUGAACAACAGGACAGACCUUCAGUAUGCACUCAACCCUGGAGAGGUGGCCACAGCCAGCAUUUUCUUCGGCGCUCUGUGGUUGUUCUCUAUCUUUGGCAAUUCCCUGGUGUGUCUGGUCAUCCACAGGAGCCGGAGGACUCAGUCCACCACCAACUACUUUGUGGUCUCCAUGGCAUGUGCCGACCUUCUCAUCAGCGUGGCCAGCACACCCUUUGUUGUGCUGCAGUUCACCACUGGGAGGUGGACCCUCGGCAGCGCCAUGUGUAAGGUGGCUCGCUACUUCCAGUACCUCACUCCAGGCGUCCAGAUGUACGUGCUGCUCUCCAUCUGCAUAGACCGCUUCUACACCGUCGUCUAUCCCCUGAGCUUCAAGGUGUCCAGAGAGAAGGCCAAGAAGAUGAUCGCCGCCUCCUGGAUCUUACACGCAGCCUUCCUGACUCCUGUCUUCUUUUUCUAUGGCUCCAACUGGGACAGCCAUUGUAACUACUUCCUCCCUCCCUCCUGGGAGGGAACUGCCUACACGGUCAUCCACUUCUUGGUGGGCUUUGUCAUUCCCUCCGUCCUCAUAAUCUUAUUUUACCAGAAGGUCAUAAAGUAUAUCUGGAGAAUAGGCACUGAUGGGCGGACCCUGAGGAGGACGAUGAACAUUGUCCCCAGGACAAAGGUGAAAACGGUCAAGAUGUUUCUCCUCCUGAAUGUGGUGUUUCUGUUCUCCUGGCUGCCUUUCCACGUGGCUCAGCUCUGGCACCCGCAUGAGCAAGACUACAAGAAGAGCUCCCUUGUCUUCACAGCGGUCACGUGGGUAUCCUUUAGCUCUUCAGCCUCGAAACCCACUCUCUACUCCAUUUAUAAUGCCAAUUUUCGGAGAGGGAUGAAAGAGACUUUCUGCAUGUCCUCGAUGAAGUGUUACCGCAGCAAUGCCUACACCAUCACAACCAGUUCAAGGAUGGCCAAAAGAAACUAUGUUGGCAUUUCGGAAAUCCCUCCCAUGAGCAGGACGAUAACCAAAGACUCCAUCUAUGACUCAUUUGACCGAGAGGCCAGGGAAAAGAAGCUUGCCUGGCCCAUCAAUUCAAACCCACCAAACACUUUUGUCUGAUUUCUAAGAAUUCCUUCACUGUUAUGUGCCAGAGAUUAAAAGGCUUUAAAUAUAAAAAAGGAGUUUUACUUAGUUUUCACUCAACUGUUUUGUAAAGUGCUUCCAUGGUUGACUGGUUUCUGUUCUAGUUGCUUUUUGCUGGUCAGUAAUGCUCACACCAUCAGAUGCCCAUGAGAAGUUCUUUCCUGGAGAAAUGGCUCAGUGGUUAAGAGCACUGGUUGGUCUUUUGAGGACCCAAAUUCAAACCCCAGCACCCACACAGCAGCUCACAGCCACCAUUAGUUCCAGUUUCAGGGGAUUCAGUGACCACUUUUGGCCUCUCUGGAUUCUACACACUUGUGGUACACAGGCAUUUAUGCAGACAGAACACCUGUGCACAUAAAAGUAAAAACAAAAAUGUGUUUGUU
Messenger RNA from Cricetulus griseus (Chinese hamster), 2904 nucleotides. NCBI's taxonomy places the organism in Eukaryota, Metazoa, Chordata, Mammalia, Rodentia, Cricetidae. The record is from RefSeq and is a predicted model, not a curated record.